AUGCCUUCUCCAGUCCAGAACGUCGCCAAGGUCCACCAUGCACACAUCGGCGCCAUUCAACGCCGAAUCCGUCUGCUUAACGUUGCAGUACUAUAUAUCCUCGUCGUUGAUUGUCAGUGGGACGUUCAGGUCGAACCCAAAUAUACACAUAGAUUAGACUCCUCCCCAUUCACCGGCAUCGUCGUUGCUAAUGUAGUCAUCCAUGGUGGUGGUGGCCGUUGCGUGGAUGGUAUCUUCCAUAGCUAG
Molecule: messenger RNA, 246 nt
Organism: Linum trigynum
Lineage: Eukaryota; Viridiplantae; Streptophyta; Magnoliopsida; Malpighiales; Linaceae
Source: the annotation of a GenBank genome assembly